ACGCUGGGGCUUCAGGUCUCCUAGCAACAAGUUGAGCAUACCAAGGCGGCCGCUGAGCCAUAAUGGAGAUAUCAAUGCCUCCACCUCAGAUAUAUGUAGAAAAAACUCUGGCCAUUAUCAAACCAGAUAUCGUUGACAAAGAGGAGGAGAUACGAGAUAUUAUUCUCAGAUCUGGAUUCACCAUUGUUCAGAGAAGAAAACUACACCUCAGCCCUGAGCAAUGCAGUAACUUUUACGUGGAACAGUAUGGAAAAAUGUUUUUCCCCAAUUUAACAGCUUACAUGAGUUCUGGACCACUUGUCGCCAUGAUAUUAGCGAGACACAAAGCCAUCUCUUAUUGGCUAGAACUUUUGGGACCAAAUAAUAGCUUAGGAGCAAAGGAGACAUAUCCAGACAGUCUAAGGGCAAUUUAUGGCACAGAUGACCUAAGGAAUGCACUUCAUGGGAGUAGUGACUUUGCUGCUGCGGAAAGAGAAAUACGUUUUAUGUUUCCUGAAGUGAUCGUUGAGCCCAUUCCAAUUGGACAGGCUGCUAAGGACUAUUUAAAUUUAUAUGUGAUGCCAACUCUGCUUGAAGGACUCACAAAGCUUUGUAAGCAAAAACCAGCAGAUCCUUUGAUUUGGCUAGCUGAUUGGCUGCUGAAAAAUAAUCCCAACAAACCCAAACUUUGUCACUCUCUAAUUGUAGAAGAACCUUAUUAAAAAAAAAAAUCCUCAAAAGAACAAAUCAUGAACUAUCUUACUGCAAAAGGCUGUACUUCUACUGUUUGAAAAAAAAAUUAUUUCUAGGGUUUAAGUAACUAUGAGUAAAAUAAAUUUAUUUCUUAAAAUAAGUGUUAAAGGAAUAACUAUUCUAUGAAGCAGAUAACAUUAAGGUAAAAUAUAGCUUAGAGUAUGAUUUUAACAAUGAUGUAACAUUAGGUAAUGGAAAACUGAUGUAAGAUGUUGCUAGGUGGUUUUCUUAAGUUUGAGAAGUAGGACAUAAAGUUUAGUUAUACAUUUUUCCAAGCACAUAUCCUAUAUCUAGAUACAUAAUUAAUGCAUAAUUGAAAUGGUCUAGUUUAAAAGGCAUAGGACUUUUUGUAGUUCAUAAGCCUGAUGAUUUGGUUUCAUGCUCGUGUGUGAGAUGUGCUUCCCUCAUACCUUCUUACAGCAUCAUCACAUUACCUGUUUGAUGUAAAAAAAUAAAAAUAGAAGGCCAGGU
Messenger RNA from Cebus imitator (Panamanian white-faced capuchin), 1203 nucleotides. It is a transcript of the gene NME5, whose product is annotated as NME/NM23 family member 5. The coding region runs from base 63 to 701 and encodes 212 amino acids. Lineage: Eukaryota; Metazoa; Chordata; Mammalia; Primates; Cebidae. Gene Ontology annotation, biological process: GTP biosynthetic process; negative regulation of oxidative stress-induced intrinsic apoptotic signaling pathway; UTP biosynthetic process. Gene Ontology annotation, molecular function: nucleoside diphosphate kinase activity. The transcript is spliced from 6 exons. The record is from RefSeq and is a predicted model, not a curated record.